AAUUUCUCUUUUACUCUGUCUUUCAGGUUAUUUGAAUAUAUUUUGCUCUAUAAAGAUGGAGUGAUGUUUCAGAUUGAACAAGCCACCAAGCUGUGUUCCAAGAUCACCCUCACAGACUCCUGGGACCCUCUUGACAUUCCUCAGAACGCCACCUUUGAGGACCAGUACUCCAUAGGGGGGCCCCAGGAGCAGAUCACCGUUCAGGAGUGGUCCGACAGGCAGUCAGCCAGAUCGUAUGAAACUUGGAUUGGCAUUUAUACAGCCAAGGAUUGUUAUCCGAUCCAGGAAACCUUCACCCAAAAUUACAGUGUGAUACUGUCCACGCGGUUUUUCGACAUUACGCUGGGUAUUAAAGACCCCUCCGUGUUUGUUCCCCCGAGCACGUGCCAGGCGGCCCAGCUGGAGAGGAUGAGCGAGGACUGCUCCUGGUAGGCCUGGGGACGCGCGAGCGACGGCAUCAGACACUGGCGGCCUUAGCUCAAAACCUGUUUGAGCUUGAGAGAUGAGAGUCUUCUUUGGAGAAAGACAUUGAUGUGGGGUUUUCUGUUUUGAUUUUUGUACGUAUGAUGUUGGCUAGGACGGAGACGAUGUGGUAAUGUGAGCUGAAGAGAUGAACGCGGGGACUGUGUGUAGCGGACCUGGGUGCUGUGCCUUCUGCCCGUGCCGGUGUCUGUGCAGUGCAGUGGCUUACGCGGGGCUGGAGAUCAGUAGGGGCAGUUUGCCUUGGCAGCGAAGAACGCUUUAUUAUUGACUGAGAAUCACCAGAUUCCUGGCACGUGGUGAUAACAAAAAGCAGAACAAUUUUGUUCCGUUUAUUAUUAAUGUUUAAGUUCCCUACAGAUAGUGUCUCCUUUAUGCCUCCACCGGGGAGGGAACUGCUCCCCCUUCCCCACCCCAUGCUCCUUAGGCUACUGAAAAAGUAAUCCCUUAAAGUCCCUUCCGGACUUAAGGGUUCAUGGCAUGAAUCAGUUAAUAUCAAUAUUCUGGAAAGAAAUGAAAGGCUAUAAUACAAAGUAAUUAUUCCUCUAAAGAGACAUUUUAAACACGAGAGUUUGAAAACCCUAAUGUCUACCCCUGGUGAGCAUGAGCCACUGUGCAUCCUUUUUUCUAUGCAGGAGCAUUGAUACUUGUGCUGAAUCAUCAGAGACCCUCAGGAGACCUCCAGAGACAGGUAGCAUUCUGAAAACAGCCCUGAACUGGGAGUCCGAAGGCUAUUGUCUCCAAAACCCAGGACGAGAAUUCCCUUGUACUCUGAUUCCUUUGAUUAACAAAAUGCACUAUGCUGUCCCUCACCUUGGCCUUCCUGGGACACAACCGCUUUGUCUACCCGACUUCUGCUCAUCCUUCAUAGGUCAGCUCGCACAAGACCUUCAGAGAACUGCCCCCAUGCCUGGGUAGGGUGCACCUUGCAGCUAAAGCAUGCAAUUCUCACAGUGCUUAUUUAGGCUGAGUGUUAAUGUCCUGCUGACCGGACACUGUCACACACGAGCUUGGCUAGGAGCUCCUACAGUAUGGGUACAGUGUUCUGUUAGCUUUUAUAUGCCCAGCAGCAAGGAAGUGCCUGGCACCUGGUGAAUGCCCUAAAAAUUUGUAGCGUGGAGAAUGCCAGCCUCUCUAGUGUUUAGUUUCCUCAUCUGUUAAUGGGGUUGGAUUUGUUGAUCUCUUGGGAGACUCCCAGUAAUAGAAUGUAUUAUUCUAGAUUAUUCUUGUAUUGUGUUGCUUCUGCUCAUCUAUUUAUCUAUUACCAGGAGAAAUGUGUGACACCUGUACUAUGCUGAAACAAUCUGUAUUACUCACUGUGUCUAUUAUUUCAAUAAACAAAUUUAAUUGCA
Molecule: messenger RNA, 1832 nt
Organism: Myotis davidii
Lineage: Eukaryota; Metazoa; Chordata; Mammalia; Chiroptera; Vespertilionidae
Gene: EPDR1
Product: ependymin related 1
Exons: 2
Biological process (GO): cell-matrix adhesion
Cellular component (GO): extracellular region; lysosome
Molecular function (GO): calcium ion binding
Source: RefSeq, a predicted model, not a curated record